This is a messenger RNA of Paramacrobiotus metropolitanus, 834 nucleotides long. Its product is annotated as N66 matrix protein-like. Bases 1 to 834 code for a protein of 277 amino acids. The record is from RefSeq and is a predicted model, not a curated record. Lineage: Eukaryota; Metazoa; Tardigrada; Eutardigrada; Parachela; Macrobiotidae. The transcript has a single exon.
AUGCUUACGAACGGAAUAUUUUUAUUGCUCUUGCUGAGCUGCUCCGUGCAUUCGCUUCCAGUUAAACAGAAAACCGACACCGCCGGUAAUCCAACCGGCACGGAACCCGUGGAAAUAGGCGGUCCAUCAGAAGAAUCCGGCUCAUUAACCGACCAAUCCGGUGAUAACCAGCAAAAUCUCAAUACCGGCCGCCAAGGAGGCAGCAACAGCAACUGGAACGGUGGAGUGCCCAACGAACAACAGUGGGACGACUUCCAGAAUAGCUUCGGCAACUGGAACACCGGGACCGGUAACGGUCAAUGGCAGCAACAAGGCCAGAACGGGGGGUUCCCCACCAAUCAGAACGCACAAAACGGUAACAAUGCCGGCUUUAAUCAAUCCCCAUCCAACACCGGUCAAGGCAAUCAAGGAUUCAACGGCAACAAUAAUCCACAGAAUGGCAAUAAUCCGCAGAAUGGCAAUCAGGGUGGGUGGAAUAAUCAGAAUCCCACGGGAAACGGUCAGCCGCAGAAUGGUAACCAGAAUCCACAGGAUAUGAAUCAGGGUGCGUCUGGUGGUCAAACUCCCACGGGAAGCGGUCAGAACCCAAACGGGCAAGUUGGAUCUGUUAAUAACGAUGCUACACAGAAUACAGGAGGCGCCACUAGUGCUUCUACUUCUAAGCGGCCACGCCGACGGACCACAACGGAAAUGCUGGAAAUCGAUACGACGGAAUCCACGACGACGACUACGACCAAGCGGAAACAUAAGCCGUUGUUGGGCGUGAAUCUACUGAGUGGGACGAAACUGUUGGGGCUGAAUCUUGGCGGACUGGCCGACAUUAAUUUAGGCUAA